AUGGAAUUCGGGUUCGGACCAGCUUUAGGGUCAAAAGCAGAGGUUUCCUCGCAAGAGGGGCUUGGAGUUGUUGGUAUGGAUUCUGAGUCUGAUUUAGAGGGAUUCGAGAUUAGUGAUGGUGAAUUAUCAAGCAACUUAUCUUUGUUUGAUAUUGAUUUUGAUGAAUUUGGUAAAACCAAGGCUAGAGUUGUGGAACGCAAGAAUAGAAUGAGCUUAGUGGAGCUUUUAGAUGAAAGUUCAGUAGUCCCCAUAAUAGUAUAUGAUAAGAGAGGGGCUGCAGCAGUUGUGGCUAGUAAGGAGGUUGAUAUAGAGGAGACGUUGCAGUGCAAAGCUUUGGUUAUUGUAAAGGAUACUAAUGCAGUGAUUGCUGGAUUGGCGGCUUUGUUUUAUAGAUAUCCCUCUUACAGUAUCCAGUCAUCGAAAACAUUGGAGUCAACUAACACAACCCCAGAUGCUGUUUUGGUUCAGAAGUUGAUGGUGAUGGUAAAGGUGGUGCAUAAUGGCACAGAGGCAUUGGUUAUGAAGUCUUCUCGUGGAUUGGCAUUAGGAAGGGAUGAUGAGGUUAAUUUUGAUAUUGCGGUUUUCACAAAUUUAACUAGGGAUCAUUUGGAUUUUCACGGGACUGAGGAGGAAUAUAAGGAUGCCAAGGCCAAACUCUUUUUGAAGAUGGUGGAUCCAGAACGCCAUCACAAAGUUGUUAAUAUCACGACCUCAAUGCAGCUUUCUUUUGUACAAGAGAAUCCUGAUGUAGCUGUUGUGAUCUUUGCAGUGGAGAAUAAGAAGGCUAAUAUUCAUCCUUUGAAGUUGGAAUCAUCUCUAUUCGAGAUACAUGGUUUGGUCAGUAUACCUCAAGGUAUAUUAGAAGUUCCAUUGGGCCUGCUUGGGAAGCACAAUAUUUACAAAAUUUUGGCUGCUGUAGCUGUAGGAAUUGCGGUUGGGGCCCCUUUAGAAGACAUUGUUAGAGGAACUAAAGAGGUUGAUGCUGUACCAAGUAGGUGUGAGUUGAUUGAUGAGGAACAAACUUUUGGAGUAAUCAUGGACUCUACUCCUACGCCCGAGGCAUUGUCCAGAAUUCUUGAUCAUGUGAGGGAACUUGGCCCAAUGAGGGUCAUCACUGUUUUUGGUUAA
Fraxinus pennsylvanica is the source of this 1128-nucleotide messenger RNA. Lineage: Eukaryota; Viridiplantae; Streptophyta; Magnoliopsida; Lamiales; Oleaceae. The record is from the annotation of a GenBank genome assembly.